UCAUAUUUAAUAGUAGCAAAUUUGCAUGACAAUCCAUACAUCUUCUUCCUCCUCUUCACUCUCAAAUUCCCCUCUCUCCCACAAAAUCAAACAAACAUGAUUUUCAAAACCUUGAGCAGCAGAAUCAUACGCAGGAUUACAGCAACACCUCCCCACAAAUCACAGAUUGGAGUGAGGUUUUUAGGAGGUCAAGCUGCGUCUCCUCUACAAGAGAGUGUGGUAGAGGAAGAAAUGGAGUGGGAGAAUUUGGGAUUUGGUUUGGUGCAGACUGAUUAUAUGUAUGUGAUGAAGUGUGGAGAGGAAGAGGACGAGUUCGAGGCGGGUCAACUCAGUCGUUUUGGGAAUAUUGAAUUGAAUCCUGCUGCUGGAGUCUUGAAUUAUGGACAGGGAGUUUUCGAAGGCACGAAAGCUUACCGAAGCGAAAAUGGCGGACUCUUCCUCUUCCGUCCACGAGAAAACGCGAUUCGCAUGCAAUUCGGCGCCGACAGAAUGUGUAUGCAGUCUCCCUCAGUUGAUCAAUUCAUCCAUGCCGUCAAGCAAACCGCUCUCGCCAACCGCCGAUUUAUUCCUCCGCCGGGAAAAGGAUCUCUGUACAUUCGGCCUCUGCUGAUAGGGAGCGGGCCGGUUUUGGGGCUGGCGCCGUCACCGGAGUUCACAUUUUUGGUGUAUGCUUCUCCAGUUGGAAACUAUUUCAAGGAAGGUACUGCGCCGAUCAGCUUGUACGUUGAGGAUGAGUUCCAUCGCGCUGGUCGCGGUGGUGCUGGAGGUGUGAAAAGCGUCACGAAUUAUGCGCCGGUGUUGAAAGCGAUGAAGAGAGCCAAGGAUAAAGGAUUCUCCGAUGUUUUAUACCUGGAUGCGAACAAUAAAAGAGAUGUUGAGGAGGUCUCAGCUUCUAAUGUUUUCAUGGUGAAGGACAAUGUUAUCUCCACUCCACCCACCAAGGGAACGAUUCUUGAAGGAAUUACGCGUAAAAGCAUCAUGGAUAUUGCACAAGAUCUUGGUUAUCAGGUUGAGGAGCGUUCUAUUCCGAUUGAAGAACUACUUGAGGCAGACGAAGUUUUCUGCACUGGGACCGCAGUUAGUGUUGCUCCUGUAGGAAGUAUUACAUACAAGGGUAACAGGGUCGAAUAUAAGAUGAGCACUGAGCUCGGGUCCCUGAAACUUCACUCAAGACUUGUUGGGAUCCAAAGAGGUGAGAUUGAAGAUAGCAGGGGAUGGUUAGUUCAAAUUGAGUGAUCACAGAACUUAUAAAGGCUACCUAAAUAUGCUAUGAAUAUAAGAUAGCCAAAAUUGGUAUAAAUCUCUAUUUCAUUGAUCUUAUCAUCCAAGCCAUGCUUGUGCUGGCUGCCUCAUGCCUAAUCAAUUUCAUUUUAAUUUUCUGAGUAAUGCUACUUGAAAGUUUCUGA
Messenger RNA from Salvia hispanica, 1406 nucleotides. Its product is annotated as branched-chain-amino-acid aminotransferase 2, chloroplastic-like. Gene Ontology annotation, molecular function: branched-chain-amino-acid:2-oxoglutarate transaminase activity. The record is from RefSeq and is a predicted model, not a curated record. Gene Ontology annotation, biological process: branched-chain amino acid metabolic process. NCBI's taxonomy places the organism in Eukaryota, Viridiplantae, Streptophyta, Magnoliopsida, Lamiales, Lamiaceae.